GCACACACAUAAAACGGCCUUUCUUGCGCCACUCGUUAGUUGUGACUUGUGACCUCUGUUUCUCUCUUAUUCCUUUCUCUCAAAGAAACAUCAUCAAAAGCACCCACCCAUCCCAAAAUCCCUUCAGUUUUCAAUAUUAUGAUCGAUUCCAUGGAUUGGGUUCGCGGCAAUUCGAUCGGUCACGGUAGCUUCUCCACUGUUAAUUUGGCUAUACCGAGAAACGACAGUGGUGCUUCUUUAAUGGCUGUGAAAUCUUGUGAUGUUUUUGACUCUGUUUUUCUUGAGAAUGAGAAAGAUGUGUUGGAUCAACUCGGGGACUGUGAGCAUAUUAUUCGCUGUUUCGGCAGCGAAGAGAGCGUCGAAAACGGGCACAGAUUGUCUAAUUUGUUGUUGGAAUAUGCUGCUGGUGGUAGUUUAGCUCACUGGGUUAAAAACAAUGGUGGAUGUUUACGAGAGUCUGAUGUUAGACACUACACAAGGUCGGUAUUAAAGGGUUUGAGUUAUAUUCACGCAAAAGGGUUUGCUCAUUGCGAUUUAAAGCUUCAGAAUUUGUUGUUGUUCGAGGAUGGUGAAUUAAAAAUUGCAGAUUUUGGGUUGGCAAAGAAAGUUGGGCAGAAACUAGAGGGGGUACAGGUUCGAGGGACUCCUUUGUGUAUGGCUCCUGAAUCGGUAAAUGAAAACGAGUAUGACUCGCCGUGUGAUAUUUGGGCUCUUGGGUGCGCUGUGGUUGAGAUGAUUACAGGAAAGCCAGCAUGGAAUUGUAGGGCUGAUGCUAAUAUUGCAGCUUUGUUAAUUAAAAUUGGAGUAAGUGAUGAAUUGCCUGAAAUUCCUCAAGAAUUGUCUAACGAAGGGAAGGAUUUUUUGUCAAAGUGUUUUGUUAAAGAUCCUCAAAGAAGAUGGACUGCUGAUAUGCUAUUGGAUCAUUCUUUUGUUGCUGAUCAUUAUGAUGAUGAAUUCAAUUCCACUACUACUGUUACAUUCAAGAACAAAAAAGAAGUACCAUCAUCAUCACCAAGAUGUCCUUUUGAGUUUCAAGAAUGGAUUUCAAUUCCAUCUUCUUCCCCAAAUUCUGAAGUAUGGUCUCACAGGGAAUUGGAAUCAAGAAUUGACUGGUCCUCUUUGUCUAGUACACCAUCAUCUUCUCCAGUAGAUAGAAUCCAGCAACUGACAAGUGAUCAUCAAGGUUGCAAUUGGGCCUUUUCUGAUAGCUGGAUCACUGUAAGGUGAAGCAGAGAAGCAAGCAAUUUAGAAGAUUUUUUAUUUUUUUUGAGGUGACAUUUAACAAUUCAGAUUCCAUUAAAAAUCUGAAAUUUUGGUUAUUGUAAAUGGGUAGGAGACAGACAUAGAGACUGUAAUUAGCAGACUGACUAUAGGUAAUUCAGUAGUCCUGAUUGGUCACUGCUGGUGGCUGAGUGUAUAGAAGAAAUACAUUUUUUUUUUUGUUUCUUCAAUUGAAAUGACAGAGUACAUUAUUACUUUUAUCAAGAAAGGUCAUUUUUGGCA
This is a messenger RNA of Ricinus communis (castor bean), 1503 nucleotides long. RefSeq names its product mitogen-activated protein kinase kinase kinase 20. The transcript has a single exon. Lineage: Eukaryota; Viridiplantae; Streptophyta; Magnoliopsida; Malpighiales; Euphorbiaceae. The record is from RefSeq and is a predicted model, not a curated record. Gene Ontology annotation, biological process: protein phosphorylation. Gene Ontology annotation, molecular function: protein kinase activity; ATP binding. The coding region runs from base 139 to 1227 and encodes 362 amino acids.